GCAUCUAUAUUCCAAUCUCCGAUGUAGUUUCUCUUAUCCAACAUCAAAGCACAUAGUGUAUACUAAAUACUCCCAUUUCAACUAUAUAAACAAACACUCGCUUACACUUUUCCACUCCCCACAUUGUUUCUACUUUUGCUCAAACUACUACUUUAACCAAAAUGGCAGACCAGACGAAGAUCCCACAAGCCCCCACUGGAGUUCCUCUGGUGGAGACCCAAGACCACGGUUGUUUCGAUUUUCUGACAAACAAGGGAGAGAAGAACACUGAAGAUGUUGCAAUGACAGAUCCCAAAGAGGAGAAGCACACGCUCAUGGAUGAGCUUCGACGCACUCACAGCCAAUCCAGCUGCUCUAGUGAUGAAGAAGGCGGAGAGAGGAAGAAGAAAAAGGGGUUGAAAGAGGAGAUCAAGGAUAUACUAUCUAGCAAAAAAGAGGGAGAAGACAUCGUCCCCAUCCAAGAAGGAAAUGCUGCUGUGGAGCAGCCCGAAGAGAAGAAGGGAUUCCUGGAGAAGGUGAUAGAGAAACUCCCAGGGCAGCACAAGAAUGGUGACAUAGAAACUCCUCCUGCUGCAACAGAGCAUGAGCCGGGAUGUGAGAAUAACGAGAAGAAGGGCAUAAUAGACAAGAUCAAGGAGAAGUUACCAGGACAACAUAAGAAGAAUGAAAAUGAGGUCAAGAACUGAUCCAGACAAUGUACCUGUUACUAGAAACCUCCAAUCCCAUUUGUUUUUCUGUAUUUCCUCUUCUGGCUUGUUAGUUUCCAUUGUAAGUUGUUUUCCAGUUAUUUGUACUCUACUUUUCUUCAGCUUUUGUGUCUUCAAAUUGGGUCUUCUCUCAA
This is a messenger RNA of Salvia hispanica, 841 nucleotides long. RefSeq lists its product as uncharacterized. Gene Ontology annotation, biological process: response to abscisic acid; cold acclimation; response to water deprivation. NCBI's taxonomy places the organism in Eukaryota, Viridiplantae, Streptophyta, Magnoliopsida, Lamiales, Lamiaceae. Gene Ontology annotation, cellular component: membrane; cytosol. The record is from RefSeq and is a predicted model, not a curated record.